AUGCCUUUCUUGGGACGUGAAAAGGGACGCAGUCCGCGAUCUCGCAGAUCCGACGAUGAAUUCGUUGUGUUCCUCCAGGGGAUCCCAGCUCACUGCCGCUGGCAAGAACUCAAGGACCUAGUGCGCCAGACAGCACAGCAUAUUCGACAGGCAGUAGUAUAUGAUGACAACCACGGCUUCCCCACGGGAUUGGGGCAGAUCAUUGUCAAAGAUGAGGACGAAGCGUGGCGAACGUAUCAUCGAUUAUCCACCAAUGGAUGGGAGGGCCAGAGCCUGGUUGUCACGCUGGCUCGCACCAGUGCGCCCACCAAGCCCAUUGCCGGGCCUACCAGAAGCCCACCGGCCAUGAUGCCUUCAGGGUACAUGGCCGGGCACUCGACGCCUCCCCGAGUGCAGGGCAACAUGGCUAUGCCGCCAUCACCGAUCUCGCCCGAGUACGAAACUAUCAUUCUGCUUUCCUUGACCAAGCUAAUUGUUUUCAUUAGAUCUGUCCACCCGGCCAGUCCCACAUAUGCGUACCCAGAGUACGGCCCGAUGAUGGGGGCAAUGUCCAUGCCACAGCAGUUCAUGCCAAUGAUGCCAGAUCCACUAGCCCAGCCGGUACAGUGCUUCUCGCCCUCGCCACUGAUGCACUGCUCGGUGUACGAUGGGACAAGCUGGAAUAUGCUCCCAAGCUACCCGGUAUCACCGAUGCAUCCGCUGCACGAAGCGCGCGAAGAUGAUGACAGCCCCGACACGUCUCCACGCUACCAUCCCCACAAGUCGCGGGCCAGCCACACAGACCCCAGCUCGCCGACAUAUUCACUAGUGUGGCGAACCGUCCGCAUCCAGAACCUCCACACCGCCACGACGAGCGCCGACCUGAAGACACUGCUGCAAGGCGCCGGCAAUGUCGAACAGUGCCAGAUAGUCGGCACGUCGGACGCGCACUCACCGCAAGACCAGACACACGGGUCGGCAACCCUGCACAGCGCCGACGAGGCGCGGCGGGCCGUCAGCAUGUUCAACAACAUGACGUUUAUGGGGUCGCGGAUCCGGGUCAAGCUCGACGGUAGCGCGCAUGCUGCACGCGGCGGCAGCUGGGAUGGCAAGCUCGCUGCGCAGGCGGAUGACCCAGACCCGCUGGAUUUGUCUCUCAGCGACGAGCUGUCUGACUCUUCUGAGGAGCGAUACACACCGGUCAAGAGGGUCGUCGACCCUUUUCAGCCGCUGGUCGUUGAUGGGUCAGGGCUGGCGAACAUGUCGGUAGAUCUGUUGUCGACGUCGGCGCCGACAUGA
Molecule: messenger RNA, 1278 nt
Organism: Penicillium alfredii
Lineage: Eukaryota; Fungi; Ascomycota; Eurotiomycetes; Eurotiales; Aspergillaceae
Product: RNA-binding protein
Exons: 3
Coding region: 1-1278 (425 amino acids)
Cellular component (GO): cytoplasm; ribonucleoprotein complex; nucleus
Molecular function (GO): mRNA binding
Source: RefSeq, a predicted model, not a curated record